Anthostomella pinea is the source of this 852-nucleotide messenger RNA. The record is from the annotation of a GenBank genome assembly. Lineage: Eukaryota; Fungi; Ascomycota; Sordariomycetes; Xylariales; Xylariaceae.
AUGCUGAUCAAGGAGAGCCAUGCCGAUGUGCAUACGAAGGUGGAUGGAAAGGAGACUUCCAUGAGAAUCUUCGUCUUCCACCCCACCAUCCCGCAAUAUCCGAAAGCCCGAUUUCCCGGAGUAGUCUUGUACAGCGAGAUCUACCAAGUGACGGGCCCCGUGGCUCGGUUCGCGCGCCAGAUCGCAGGACAAGGCUACAUCGUAGCGGCGCCCUCGUCAUACCACGACUUCACCGGCCCAGAUGCGCUGGCCUACGACGUCCCGGGUACGGACAAGGGAAACGCAUGGAAGGUAGAGAAGACCCUCCAAUCAUACGAUGAGGACUCCUACAAGAGCGUCGAUUACCUGCUCAGCCUGCCGACGUGCACGGGGCUGAUAGGCACAACCGGCAUGUGUCUAGGCGGCCAUCUCGCUCUACGGGCUAGCCUCGACCCCCGGAUCAGCGCCUGCGUGGCCUAUUUCGCAACCGACGUGCACAGCCGCACGCUGGGCCCCAACAGCGGCGCCAACACGUCGGCCACGGCGCCCGAGGGCAGCAACCACACGCUCGACAAGCUGCACCAGAUCAAGGGCGAGACGGCCAUGAUCUUCGGCAUCAAGGACACGCACGUGCCCGACGCCGGCCGCGACCUAAUCCGCCAGAAGCUGCGCGACGCCGGCGUCGUCUUCAGCUUCUACGAGUUCGCCUGGGCCCAGCAUGCCUUCAUCCGCGACGAGUUAAGCAAGGGUCGCUACGACCCCGCCGUCACCAAGAUCUGCUUCGAGGUCCUGCUGGAGAUGUUUGGACGCGUGCUGAAGACGGAUUUGGGACCGCGAGAGGGAGCACCUGAGAAGCUUGAGCAUGUCUGCUAG